GAAGAACUAAUAAUGAGUAGCAUAGUGAAUAAGUUGUUGUAUGCAAAGAAGUAUGCUGAAGCGGUGGCAUAUGUUACAGGUGACAAUGUCCGUUAUAGGAAACUUGAAGAGAUCACUGUUGAGGAGGACAAAAUUGUAGUUUACGGCGAAAUACUUUCAAUAAAAAAAUAUAAUCCAGACAGUACACGUAAACUUGCAAAUAGCAAGGGUUUGGUCAUCUCCAAGUAUGACCGUUUAGUGUUGUUUCGGGAGGUGGUUGGUGGCAGCCCUUUUUAUGUUCUCUGUCAAAAUCAGGCGGAGAGCAACAAGUUAUUCUGGCGAUAUACGGAUAUACACAUUGGAUGUGUAGUUGCCUUUUUCGAACCGAUCAUCGGUGCCUCAAUCCACGGGAUAAAACAACUUAGCUGUAUCAGCAAACCAGUCCCCGUACGCAAUGCGGCAAUUGCAAAUAUUAAUACAGUGAUGCCCGAGUUUGAAGAACUCAACCAUAUUCAAUGUUUCACCGUCCAGAGUGAUAUUUGCAUCUUUCGACCUAGUAUAAUUCGUGCAUGCGCAAGUCGGGGUUGUGAUUCACAGCACAUGGAGCCCUACAAAAAGUGCCCAAGUUUUGGCGGUGGCCGAGUAAAUUGCAUUUCAAUGCACGGCUACUUCCAGAUCAAAGAAUUAUCAAGUAUAACUGAAGAUACUGUACAAUUUUGCAGUGAAAGUCUUGCAGCAGUGUUCAUUCAUGAAGACAGUCGUAAAAUGAGCGAAGCAGGCUUCCCCGACAUCAAGAAUGCAGUAGAAGAUAUCCUGGCUUAUUAUAAAGAAAACCAAACUUCAUUUCUUGUGUCGGGAUGGUAUAAGCGUCGCCACGAAGCGGAUAACACCCCCUCUGCUAGUAUUACCCUGCACCUCUCGUCUGUGCGACCGCAAAAUAUAAUUGUUGGUGCUCCAUUAUUUAGACAAGUUGUUAAUCAUGAUGCAAUGGCGGAUGCGGGGGCGCCUGUGGUAGAUGAGGGAGGAGAGGUAUAGGUGGCGUGGCAGUUGUUGCAGUUUCAAAGACAUUCAAAGGAAAUCAAAGAAAUAUGUUUUCUAAUUUGAACAUUUCUGUUUAUUGUUCAUGCAAGCAUGUUGCAGAGUGAAAUUCGUGUUGAUAUAUUUAAGUAGAGGAUCAGUACUACCGGUUGUGAUCAGUGCAGCAUCAGUAUCAGUGGAGAGGAUCAGUACUAAAAGUGAAGGUUUUUUUUUUUGAGGAUUAUAACAAGUCAAGGAUUGCAAGUCAUUUGCAUUUUAACAAGAUCUCAAGCUUGAAUAAACUUAUGAUGUGAUACAACGUAAUGGGGAAGAAAUUGUGUUUGCUCCAGGAGCACAUAAGGAUCUCUUGUUCCUACUCUCUUUCAUUCAUUCAUGUUUGCUGAUAUGAAUGUUUUGCGUAAAGGUAGUGUAGGAUCCUUUGUUUCCUUUUUGCGUUUUGACCAUGUUUCUUCAUAUUCAAAAUGUGAUGUUAUUUCGGGUUGGAUUUUGCUGGGAGAAUCUGCCACUUUUUCCUUUGUUUGAGCAUACAUCACUUGAAGAAAGUUUCCUGCUGUUCUUCUCUUUCACAUUCUAGAAUGUGCUCCUUCACAAUUUUGUGCCACUCUUCCCACUUAAGGGGAAGGUGUAGCCUGAUAUGAUGUAAGCUUUGCAAGUGCUUAGUUUCUAAAUCGUGGUAUGAAAAUUAAGAGCACAUCUAGGUUUCACAUUCUUGAUUGUUAGCAGCAAAUUUUUGUGUGCUUUAUGAGUUACCUCGUAUCUUAUUGUUUACACAAGUGCAUAAGCGGGCCGCAAGAUUCAAAAAAGUAAUAGAGAUUUGUCAGUUAGUAGCUGCAACAUUCUAGUAAGUAGAAAGAAAAUUCUUAGUCUUUUGAAUGAGACAUAAAUGCUCAAGGUCAUAAAGUCACGGCAAAGCUGGAAGCACAAUCUUUUGACUGCGGCCAUACGCUGUCUUCCAAUGACACAAAGAAAUGACCUGAGCUUGUAAAGGCUUGAAUCCAUAGCAACCUAUAGCUCCAAUGCUUCUCAUCUUGGAGAAGCCUUCCUUGCGCAUUCAGUGGCAGUAACACAUGCACUUCACUAUUUCUCACUUAGCGGCCUUUCAAUUUUUGAAAUUUAAAUUUAAAAGCAAUGUUUAGUAUUUUUUAACAAUAUUUGAUACAUUAUAUUGUAUGAUUGCCAGCGGCUGUCAUCAUCUUGGUGAUGGACGUCCAAUGUGGUGUGAGAAGCUUUUUUUCAACGUAAUUUUGUUGAAUACAUUGGUCAUGCUAUUCAUUUCAUGGUUGUCUUUUUAAUGUUAAUGCAAGGAGUUCAAAUAAAGAUUAUUUUCAUC
This is a messenger RNA of Hyalella azteca, 2347 nucleotides long. RefSeq lists its product as uncharacterized. Bases 13 to 1014 code for a protein of 333 amino acids. The transcript is spliced from 3 exons. NCBI's taxonomy places the organism in Eukaryota, Metazoa, Arthropoda, Malacostraca, Amphipoda, Hyalellidae. The record is from RefSeq and is a predicted model, not a curated record.